This is a messenger RNA of Symsagittifera roscoffensis, 1287 nucleotides long. RefSeq names its product testicular acid phosphatase homolog. NCBI's taxonomy places the organism in Eukaryota, Metazoa, Xenacoelomorpha, Acoela, Convolutidae. The transcript is spliced from 9 exons. Bases 47 to 1207 code for a protein of 386 amino acids. Gene Ontology annotation, biological process: dephosphorylation. Gene Ontology annotation, molecular function: phosphatase activity. The record is from RefSeq and is a predicted model, not a curated record.
UCUUGAUUGAACCAAUAACUCACAAGUUGUUUGAUUUUGAACCAGAAUGUUUGGGUUGUUGAUAUCUUUAAUUCUCAUCCAAAUUUCUCAAUUAGAAGCAAAUGAAUCAAAACGCCCUAAGCACGACGGAAUUUUGCCGGUUUUAGUUCAACAGGUCUGCAGACACGGUGAUCGAUCUCCUGUCAACUUGUUUCCAAACAACCAACACAGAGAUGCCUGGAUCCAAGGACCUGGUUACCUCACGCCGGAGGGCGAGAAAAUGCUUUAUGACAACGGGGCAGCUUUCCGAAGCAGUUGGUAUCCUGGACUCCUGAGCGAAAUUGUCUACCCGAAUGAGUCAUACGUUGUCAGUUCUCACAUUGACAGGUGCAUCAUGAGUGCGAACUCCUUCAUGGCAGCUCUCUACCCUCCCACGCAACAGUUCCAAUUCGAACAGGGACUCAAUUGGCAGGCAUUUCCCACACACAUGAUUUCAGCGCAGAUUGACUUCUACUUGUAUGGCACAGACUGUCCCGCUGGGAUUGAGGCACGUGAAAGAAUCUAUACAUCCGAGGCAUAUUUGCAGUUUCUGGGAGACAACCAACUAUUCAUAAACAACACCUGUCAACUGGCUGGCUACCAGGAGUCAGAUUGGACCAUCAAUUCUCUUUCCACCAUCAGUGAUAACCUCAUUUGCGAUUCCGCCCAUAACUUGUCUUUCCCCGAUUGGGCAACUGAGAGUGUAGUGGCAGAGAUGACAAACAUACUGAAUGUGCAGAGACAGUUCCUCUACUCUGACCCCGAAGUGAACUAUCUCGACACUGGGGGAGGUCCAGUCUUGGGUCUAAUGGUUGAAAACAUUGAGAAGAAAAUGAAUGGCUCCCUCACUCAGAAAUUCAUCUACUACUCCGCUCAUGACACUACUGUGCUUCCAUUUUUGGGCAUCAUGGAACAGGAUGUGGGACCCAAUCCUCCCUACAGCUCAUGUGGUGUGUUGGAAUUGUAUCAAAGCAACGACAACGAUUUCUUUGUGCAGCUGUCGUUCCGGAACAAAACACUCGACAUGACAAACGAUGUCCGAUUGAUGCCAAAGUGUAAUGACGUAAUGUGUGACUACGCAACCUUUUCGCAGAUGGUAGCGCCCAAAGUGAACAUGGAUCCCAAAACAGCAUGUUAUUUGACUUCUAAGGACAAAAACUUGGAAACAAAUCGCAAAAACUUGGUCUAGAAUUCUAACAAUUGUACUACAUUUUACACAUCAUUGCCAUAUAAACAAGCGGAAUAAAUAUAUUGUUUUAGAAGCCCGUA